This is a messenger RNA of Candidozyma auris, 675 nucleotides long. It is a transcript of the gene SNF7, whose product is annotated as ESCRT-III subunit protein SNF7. The record is from RefSeq and is a predicted model, not a curated record. Gene Ontology annotation, biological process: vesicle budding from membrane; late endosome to vacuole transport via multivesicular body sorting pathway. The transcript has a single exon. NCBI's taxonomy places the organism in Eukaryota, Fungi, Ascomycota, Pichiomycetes, Serinales, Metschnikowiaceae. Bases 1 to 675 code for a protein of 224 amino acids. Gene Ontology annotation, cellular component: cytoplasmic side of plasma membrane; multivesicular body; ESCRT III complex.
AUGUGGAGCUACAUGUUUGGAGGCAACAAGCAGCAAAAGAAAGAAUUGCCGAAAAAGGCCAUCGUUGAGUUGAGGGAGCAUAUCCAGAUGCUCAACAAGAAGCGUAGCCAUCUAGAGUCGCAAAUCGAUGAUCAAGAUAAGCUUGCAAGAAAACAUAUUUCCACGAAUAAAGCUUUGGCAAAGAAUGCGUUGAAAAGAAAAAAGGGGUAUGAGGCGAACUUGAUGAAGAUUGAGAACCAAAUUGACUCACUUGAGACACAGUUGACCGCGAUAGAGAGCGCCAACCUCAACUUGGAGACCAUGAAGGCGAUGAAACAAGGCGCCCUGGCCAUGAAGCAGAUUCAUGGUGAGUACGAUGUUGACAAGGUGGAGAACACUAUGGAUGAUAUCCGUGAGCAAGUGGAGUUGGCAGACGAGAUAUCCGAGGCAAUCUCGCGGCCAGUGGGUGGUGAGUAUGUGGACGAGGAUGAGUUAGACGAGGAAUUGGCGGCUUUACAAGAGGAGGAGAAGGAAAGCAAGCAGAAGAAUACCGCAGCACAGGCACCAGCGCAAAAGGCCCCUGCGUUUGAGGAGCCCGAGCUUCCUAAUUUCCCUACGGUAAAUAAGGAUAAGCCGCAGGAGGAAGACGAGGAUGAGGAGGCAUUGAAGGCAUUGCAAGCAGAGAUGGGGUUGUGA